AUGGCUGGAUCGAGUGGAGCUGAUCUUCGUGCGCCGGUAUUCAAUGGUGAUAGCUUUGAUUUCUGGCAGAUUCGGAUGAAGAUAAUAUUCCGAUCGCACAAGCUCUGGGAUAUCGUCGAAAAUGGUGUCGAAACUUCUGCGAAGAAGAAUGAGGAACUCACUGCAGCUGAGAGCAAGCUAUUGAAGGUGAAUAUAGUCAGAGAUGCGAAGGCACUUGGAAUCAUUCAAGGGGCGGUUUCUGAUCAGAUUUUUCCGAGAAUCGCCAUCCAAGAGACUGCAAAUGCUUCUUGGAAUGUGUUGAAACAAGAAUUUGUGGGAGAUAAAACAGUUAGACUAUUUGAUAUGAUUAGUCAAAUGAGGGGUUAUGGUGAGAAUAUUAGUAAUCAGAGAAUUGUCCAAAAAUUGCUGAUCAGUUUACCUAGAUCGUAUGAUAGUAUUGCUUCUGUUAUCGAGAAUACUAAGGAUCUAGACAUUGUUGAUGUUCAAGAUGUUGUAGCUAUUCUAAAAGGGUAUGAACAAAGAAUUGAUAGGCAUGAUGAGGCUCACAUUGAGAAGGCUUUUGUUAGUCUCAAUAUUACUCCAAAGCAAAAUAAGUACAAUGGAAAUCAGGGGUUCAAACCACAAAAGAAUUGGAAGUCAAAGUGGAAGAAAGGAGAUAACAAACCUAUAAAUCAAGCUGGAAAAGCUGCAGGUACCUCUGAAGGAGCUAAGAAUCCUUGCAUACAUUGA
Messenger RNA from Malus domestica (apple), 729 nucleotides. RefSeq lists its product as uncharacterized. NCBI's taxonomy places the organism in Eukaryota, Viridiplantae, Streptophyta, Magnoliopsida, Rosales, Rosaceae. The record is from RefSeq and is a predicted model, not a curated record.